AUGGAAAACAAUCAAACUUCAAAACCAGAAGAAGAAAAUAAUUAUCAAAUUGUACUAGACGGACAAACAACAACAAAUAAUCAUUUAAAAAAAUUGAAAGAGGAUGAUUUUGAAGAGCAACAACUUUCUUCAAAAUUUGCUUCUUUAUAUUCUAAAUUACCCGAUCAACAACCUCUUUAUCAAAUUUAUUUAUUACAAGAACAACAAAGAAUUAAUGAUUCUUUGGAACCUAUCGAAGAAAUUUUAAAUAUUGGGAAGAAAAAAAUGUUGUUAAAAAGAAAAGAAGGAGAGGGUGAAAUUGAUGAAGAGGAUGGAGAAGGUGAAAAGAGGAGUGAAGAGGAGGAAGAAGAAAAGGAUGAAAUAGAUAGUGGUUGUCCAGAAUCGGAUGAACAACAACAACACCCUUCAGAUCCAACUAGUAUUAGUAGAAGUUGUUCUGCCAGUAAUUCCUCAGCAGUUAUUCGAAGACAUUCCUCUUCUACAACAGAUUCGGGAAGAGCUGAUUCACUUAUCAUUCGACCUUUAAAACGUGAACGUCUUCUAGGCCACAGUAUUUUCGCUUCACAACGCUCGUUAUGGUGUGAAUUGCCAGAAGUGAAAGAAUCGGGUAUUCUAGAACAACUGAACGAUGAUCAGAGAAAACUACAAGAAGCAUAUUUUGAGGUAAUUACAUCAGAAGCUUCCUAUUUGCGCUCUAUUUCUUUUCUGAUUUCACAUUUUAUGUCAGCACCAGAAUUAAUGGGAAGCAAGAAUACACAAUCUGUGAUAACGAGUUCUGAAAGGAAACAAUUAUUUAGCAAUAUUUUGGCAAUUCGUGAUUGUAGCGAACACUUACUCGUAGAAUUAGAAACUCGUUUAAAACAAGGAUUAGUAUUACCCGAUAUUUGCGAUAUUCUUUGUGCUCAUUUUGAAACACAAUUUGAACCUUAUAUUAAUUACUGCUCUAAUCAAGAAUAUCAAGACAGAACACUUAAAAAAUUAAGAACGGAAAAUGGAUUAUUCAAUUCUUGUAUUCAACGAUUGGAGAAGGACCGGGAAUGUCAUGGUUUGGAUAUUCGUUCAUUUUUGAUGUUGCCAAUGCAAAGAAUUACUCGUUACCCGUUGUUGAUUGAUGCUAUAUUGCAAUGGCUACAUCAAGACCAACAUCAACAUUCGGUAAGGAAAAUAAAAAGAAAGAAAAAUACAGAAAUCAGAACGAACCAGAAUUUAUAA
This is a messenger RNA of Meloidogyne enterolobii, 1212 nucleotides long. The record is from the annotation of a GenBank genome assembly. NCBI's taxonomy places the organism in Eukaryota, Metazoa, Nematoda, Chromadorea, Rhabditida, Meloidogynidae.